This is a messenger RNA of Synchiropus splendidus (mandarinfish), 7273 nucleotides long. It is a transcript of the gene hdac7a, whose product is annotated as histone deacetylase 7a. Bases 2734 to 5625 code for a protein of 963 amino acids. The record is from RefSeq and is a predicted model, not a curated record. Lineage: Eukaryota; Metazoa; Chordata; Actinopteri; Syngnathiformes; Callionymidae. Gene Ontology annotation, cellular component: histone deacetylase complex. The transcript has 25 exons. Gene Ontology annotation, molecular function: histone deacetylase activity. Gene Ontology annotation, biological process: negative regulation of transcription by RNA polymerase II; chromatin organization.
CAGCGAGGGAGUAACAAUGUGCUGUUGAACAGACUGAAGGGUGAUGGUGCUGACAACACAAGCUCUUUACAUGGACAUGAAGUGUGAAGUGUCUGUGAAGCCACUUGUUUGUUUGCAAGAUUAAGCAAAAAGAAACAUCAACAUUUCAUGGCGGAGGUGUAGAGAUGAUCCAGAGAGCCACGGCUUUUCAGUUAAAGGAGAAAAUCCCUUUUAAUUUUUGAAAAGAUUCAGCGGCUGACUCUCGGCUAUUUUGGCUGUUUGUCUCAAAUGUCUCAUGGCACAAAUUUGUUUGUUUAUUUACUUUAAACCAGUGUUUUAUCGCUGCUCUUUUGCAUGAUUUCAUCCUAGUUUGGAGAGUUUCCAGACAAAUCCUGACCAUUCUUUGCCUCGGCUUCUCUCUUCAGAUUUUACGUUGGUUCUGUAUUGAGUUUUUUUGCCGACUUUUAACCAAACUUUGGAAACGUCUGCACAAGUGCAACACCAUAUUUGUGUGGAUGAAAACGCUUCCCCGACACAUGGCUGCACGAGGUUGACCAUAAAGUGACGGUGAUGAACUCGGACGCUGUUUAAAGCGGGAGUUUCUGCUGGAGGUAGUCGAGAGUCCUGAGCCCAAAACAUUGUGGAGGUUAGUGAAGCGCUGAAUCUAGAGAAGGUGGAGCCAGAAAACAGUCUGGAGCCCGUCUCAGCCGCGCUCCGUCCAGGUCAUUCCCAUGUGACUGGUGUCAGAAUGGUCUCCCCCAGAUACGCCCGUGACACGCCGCGGAUCUUCUCAUUUCCCCUGAGCUGCGUUUCCACCCGAGAAGGCGGCACAAAUCCUUGUCCAGGCUCAAACCAUCUGCAGCUCAGAGCGACGGCAACAGCUGGACUGGACUUGAGCUGACUGACUCCCACGCCACGCCCCUCCUCUGCUUUCAGUGUUUGGCUGCGUCCAUUUCAACAUUCUGGUCCGUGUGGAUCAGACCCAGCUUGUACCACAUCCUCCACGCUCCGGGAAUAUUUGGGGGGUGGGGGGGAGAGUCUCAUGGUUCAGGAUCAUAACUGAUCAGUGCAGUCAGAAUGGGAACAGGGAAGGACAAAACUAAAACACUUUCUUUCCUAUUUUGAGGGCGAGUGAACCGCCAUACUUGAGGAUAUAAGCAGCACUUUGACUCCUGUUGCUCUUGUAAUGUCAUGAUUCCCUUUGCUAAACAAUGAAAAUAGGUCAGAUUGUUCAUGUUGCCGAGCAACCAAGAGUAUUGAUGCUUGUGUAUACAUGUGCGCUCAAGUUUGUGUGUCCCGCCUUGGUGGAGUGCGCAGAGCAAGAGCGGAUGUAAGGAAGGAAUUUUCAGGACAAACAUUUCAUCUUCACGCGGCGGCUACGUUUGCCGUGCAUGUGACAGCGGCGCACGGCACUGUUUUGUUGGGAGGAAAUGGGACUCAGAUGUGUAGAAUACGUCCGAUAAACAACCUGCAGUCUUUGGACGCCUGACUCCAGAUCUGACUUGGAUUACGCCGCCGUGUCCCCGAGAUCCAAAUGAGAAGUGAAGCUUUUGCUGGGACGUCUUGUGACUGCUGCCAGGAGGAAGUCUGCAAACCAUUUAGUGUCCCAGUGUUUGGGUGACCUGAGGUCAGGAGUGAGCUUCACGAAUGGCAAACCCAGUUUCAUGUCAAUAGAACUGGCUCCCUUGACUUCGUUGGUCUUGGCUCCGCUGCGAGUCAAUUGCAAACUAUUUCAUUUUAUACUCACCCUGUAUGUGAUUCAUAAAUAUUGCAAUAACUGUGUGGAAAACAUGACAUGGUGGCCCUUUAUUUCAAGGUGUUUUUUUCCAGUGUAUUUGAUUCAUCGGUUUAACUGACUGAAGAUUAAAGAAGUAAAAGAAGGAGGGAAAGGAAAAUGACUCAUGAGUUGGCUUUACAAUUCGAAUGAUAAUAAAUUAUGAAAAAAAGUACAGUGAAUUUCUCGUUUUGCUCAGAACACAUGAGGGCCGCAGAGGUCAGGCAAAGGGCCGAAUGUGGCCCCCGGGCCUCACUUUUCGCUCGGGCUGGAUGAUGUUGACUUUUCCUCAAAGAUCUAGUGGAGGGAUCUGAUCCACGGCCGGGACAAACACCCGAGGCCGUUCCUGUCCAUCAGAGUCAGACCUGGUUCCACAGCUGCUGCACCGGUGCCAUGUCACCAACUGUUUCUUCUUCUCCCUAGGUGCUGAAUAUGAGGGCGCCACAUUGUGUUAAAACAGCCCCAGUGACCACCUGUGUUCAGCAUCGACCAAACAGCCAGACUGAGGUGGAGCCACUGGAAAGGAAGUGAAGUUCGCCGGCUGUAACGCGGCUCCUCACCUGUGUGUGUGUGUGUGUGUCAUCACCGCAGGUUCAGAUCCAGGCCCAGACGUGAGUCCAACACAUGGCAGUGGCUCCACUUCCGAUGGAGCCCAGCGGGGUAGAACACUCUCUCUCUCUCUCUCCUUCUCUCUCUCUCCUCCCUCUCAGUAGUUCCCUCUCUCUCACCCCACUCUCUCUCUCUCUCCCCUCUCUUUUGUUGCUGCCCGACACUUUCUCAACAGUUGCAGAGAGGGAACUGAUAUUCCAUGUGUGCACCACUCCCACUCUCCCUGGACUGAACUGUACAGGACCAUGAGCUCCGGAGCUUCUCUCACAGACUGAUGGAACCCCCUCCUUCUGGAAGAUCCUAAAGAAAGAGCGACCUGAAGGACGGUGUGCUUCAUAAUUGUUUGGGGCGUCUGCGGUGCAUUGCUUUCUAUGGAUCUCCGGAUAGGAGAGCGGAGGAUGCGGCCUGGCUCAGACACAGCCCUUCUCACCCCGCUGCAUCCGCCUUUACUUCUCAGCCCUUUCCCCUCGCAGCCCCGCACCACCUUCUCUCAGCAGCAGCUGCACCAGCACAUACGGUUCAGUAUGGAGCAGAGGAGGUGGGAGCAGGAGCAUCACGAGAAGCAGCAGGAGCUGCAGCAGCUGAAGCACAAAGACAAGAGUCAACAGAGUGCUGUCGCCAGUUCGCUGGUCAAACAAAAACUCCAGGAGGUGAUUCUGAAGAAGCAGAAGCAAGCGGCGCUGGAAAGAAGCAACUCCAACUCCCUGGCCGUGACACCAGUCGCUUACAGAAAACUGGGCCCAGACCCCGGUGUUCCCUCCCAGCCCGCCGUCACUUCCCCCCCUCCGUCUGAAGGUGCCGAGGGGACGCCGCUCCGCAGAGCAGCGUCCGAACCCAACCUGAAAGUGAAGCACAAACUGAAGAAGCAUCUGAACACUCGCAAAAGCCCGCUCACUCGCAAAGAGAGCGCCCCUGCCACGGUCAAACACAGAGUCCCCGACACACUGGAAUCCUCGCCCAGCAGCAGCAGCACACCGGUCUCAGGGUGCAGUUCCCCCAACGACAGUCUCCCCAACGAGAAUGGACUACUGCCCUCUGCUGGCGGACUUUCACAUGAGGCGCAGAAGCUGCUGCUCAGGGACGGCACUAUAGCCAACUUCACCAUCCAGAGCCCCUCCACUCUGCCCACCAUCACACUGGGGUUACCAGCGCACGCCCGGGCUGACGGAGAGCUCCUGAACGUGGGGCAGGUGCCGCUGGUCGCGGCCGCAGGCUCACAGGUUUUCCUCCAGCUGAACCGGGAGGAGCAGGCUGCUCAGGUGAACCCUCACCUUCCUGUCAUCAUCCUGGAGCCCUCCGGACUGGUGCGCUCCCCCAUGCUCACUGUUCCAGGUCUCGACGGCGUCCCUGUGCAAUUCAACUCGCCGUUAGACCAACUGUCGCCGGCCGCUACUCAAGGCCACAAGCCACUCAGCAGAACUCGGUCAGAACCACUUCCUCAGAGCACUCGGGCCCUUCAUUCACAUCUGCUGCAGCAGCAUCACAACACACAACUACUGGAGAGACUCAAGCAGCAGACUCACCUUGGAAAGCUCAUGUCCAAGUCGAGUGAGAAGCCGAGGCUCCAGCAGAUCCCUUCGGAGGACAUGUACCCAGAAGACGGUGGAGGGAGCUCGCCCACCGAGCUGGCCUAUCAGAGCAGAGGGAGGGCUGACUCUCUGAGAGAGGCGGAGCCAGCCGCCUCCAAGAGCCACGAGGAGCAACUCCACCUGCAGCACGCUCUCAUACUGAACCAGUCACUUUUGUGGGAGCAGCAGAAGCAGCUGCAGCAGCUCCAUCGACAAAUGGAGACGCUGGCGGUGCCCAUGCUCCGAAACAACGGCAGUCGAGGAGGCUGCGGCGCUCUCAGUGUUCACCGGCCGCUCUCACGUACUCAGUCCUCUCCAGCCUCCACCUCCCUGUCUCUUCCAGAGAAGCACCUGAGUCUGGCGGGGCAGGAAGGAGGCUUGAAACUCCGCUUCACGACAGGCCUCCUGUACGACUCUCAGAUGCUCAAGCACCAGUGUGCAUGUGGGGACAACAGCAGUCACCCGGAGCAUGCUGGGAGAAUUCAGAGCAUCUGGUCUCGACUGCAAGAGAGAGGCCUGAGGGGGCAGUGUGAGACCAUCCGCGGACGGAAGGCCACGCUGGAGGAGCUGCAGUCGGUCCAUUCAGAGCGCCACGUCUUGCUGUACGGCACCAACCCGCUCAACAGACUCAAGCUCGAUAACCGCAAACUGGCCGGAAUUCUGUCCCAGCGGAUGUUUGUCAUGCUGCCGUGUGGAGGUGUGGGGGUGGAUAAUGACACCAUAUGGAACGAGUCCCACACGUCGACGGCAGCACGGAUGGCCGCGGGAAGCGUGGUGGAGCUCGCGGUCAGAGUUGCCAAGGGCGAACUGAAGAACGGCUUUGCAGUGGUCAGACCCCCGGGGCACCACGCCGACCCCUCCAAUCCCAUGGGGUUUUGUUACUUUAAUUCCGUGGCCAUCGCCGCCAAGCAGCUCCAGCAAAAGCUCAGCGUCAGCAAGAUCCUCAUCGUGGACUGGGAUGUCCACCACGGGAACGGGACCCAGGAGAUCUUCUACAGUGACCCCAGCGUGCUCUACAUAUCUCUCCACCGCUACGACAAUGGCAGCUUCUUCCCUGGCAGCGGCUCCCCAGCAGAGGUUGGCUCAGGGGCAGGAGAGGGCUUUAACGUAAACGUGGCUUGGACCGGAGGACUGGACCCGCCGAUGGGUGAUGCUGAAUACCUGGCUGCAUUCAGAGCAGUGGUGAUGCCGGUGGCUCAGGAGUUCUCCCCCGAUGUGGUGCUGGUGUCGGCCGGCUUCGACGCUGCCGAGGGGAACCCGGCUCCUCUGGGAGGGUACAAGGUCUCAGCCAAGUGCUUCGGCUUCCUGACGCAGCAGCUGAUGUCACUGGCCGGCGGGCGUCUGGUUUUGUCUCUGGAAGGCGGCCAUGACCUGACGGCCAUCUGCGACGCCUCUGAAGCCUGUGUCGCCGCCCUGCUGGGGCGUCAGGAUCAGCUGCCGGAGGAGGUUCUGACCCAGAAGCCAAACGCCAACGCCGUGGUCUCUCUGCAGGCCGUCAUCAAGGUUCAAAGUCAGUACUGGCCGAGCGUGAAGGCGCACGGUGGGUCAGUGUGUCUCUCCUACCGCGCCGCACAGAGACGAGACUGCGAGGAAUCGGAUGCCGUCAACGCUCUGGCCUCGCUUUCUGUGGGCGUUGUGAAGAGCCCUCCGGAGGAGCCGAUGGAGCACGACAACCAGCAGGGUCUCCUCCACUGAAGCGCCUCCUCUGCCGCCGCUGUGCCUUCUCACCUCACGCCUUGACUCCCUCCAAUCCAACACACCAAAGAGCCUGCGCCAGACUCUGACUCCGAGGGAGCGUCAGCAACACUCCUGUCCUGGUGCAGUGGCCGCGCGCGCGUGACCACUAGAAGAGAGCAGCGCGGCGGGCCAGCGGACACCAGGACACAACUGUGGUUUUUAUUGCACUGUGCAUUCCAGAAUGUGAAACUAAUGAAAUUCCAAAGCUCUGGGAAAAGUGAGACGUGAUUUGAACUGCAAUGUCUUAUGAAGACUCACUUAACAGACAAGCAUUGACCAAAAUGCAGUGCUUUUUGUACUUGACAGUUGAAGAAUGGGUUUCCUCACUGCUGUUUCAUGUCUUAAGCCAGAGUCACCGUCGAGUGCCUUGGAUUCACAUUGAACUCACUUGGGUCUGAAGAAAACAACGAAGCUUCAGCUUCAGCUAGAACCUCACUGUUGGCCAGUUGAAGCUCCGAGCGCUUCUUCCCGACUGACCCCAGUCUUUGGUAGCAGUACUGCGAGUCCACUUCAGGGUACCGCCAGUGCCUUCUGCGGAACCUGUGGCCUCACUAAACCUGCGCGCUGCACUUCUUUUAGAAGGUUGAUAACCUUCUGCGCUGCAACGACAACACAACCCCAUGGAAACAAAAGCUGAAAUCCGCAACUGUGAUUGUAUAGAGUCAGUUUACACAGUUACAGAGUUAGUGAUGGGUGUGAAUCUCCUGACAAUCUUGGUCUUCAGAAACCUCAGAGCUUCUUCUGCCGCCGCUGGGCUACUUCAUAUCGGAUGGUGCUCUCACUCUUCUGACCCGUGUCUUAUCGACGUGUCCCAGCUGGGGCACCCUUGUAUACACUAUAUGUACACUGUAAAUGUGUGUAAUACCCCAGACGUCUUACGCAGAGGCCAGACCCGCCUCCUGCUUCUUACUGAGGCCGUCGUCGUGUAUGUGACAGUGCACAUAGGUGUUUCCAGACCAAAAUACACACGUGCCUUGCUGCCGUGGCUCGUCCGUGUAUGGGUGACCAGUGACUAACUGGAGCGACUGUUUCAUUAUCAUGUUUUAGCUCGCAUUUCUUACCACAUGUAUGUAUAGAAAGAUUGGUCUAUUUUGUACUGAUAUUUUUUCCCUCCAUUAAAAUGUUUCCAAAACAUGGAUGGAUCGUGUUUCUAUGUCUCUAUUCAUCUUUGAAUAUUUGGUGGCGGCAUUUAAAUGUUGUCUUUUACAGCUGAUCUUUUUAUUUGUUUGUCUCUUUUUCAUCACAUUUUUGGGGUUUGAAGAAAAAUGAGGCACAGGACAUGUUGGACAUGGAAGCACCAAGAAGACGGGAAAAUCGUUCUAAACUGGGGUCAGUGUCCGAUCCUCACUUCCCCACUGAGUUUGAGGAGCAGGAAGUAGGAAACGUGUGACUCUACUCCGGAGUUUUGUCAGCCAUUUUGAUGGGCUUUUAUUUUGUUGUCUGUUUCCAGUUCCUGUCGACGUUCCUCCGGGCUGCAGCUGGAACCCAUCCUGCAAUCAGCUGUCCUCCUUAUCUGCUUCCUGGGUCCAGACUGCAGGCGCCUGCUGCUUGUUGUUCCCUGCCUGGGUGAGACCUUCUUGGUUCUCUUUGUUUUAUAUGUUUUUCA